This is a messenger RNA of Tyto alba (common barn owl), 4443 nucleotides long. Its product is annotated as tropomodulin-3. Lineage: Eukaryota; Metazoa; Chordata; Aves; Strigiformes; Tytonidae. Gene Ontology annotation, molecular function: tropomyosin binding. The coding region runs from base 212 to 1291 and encodes 359 amino acids. The record is from RefSeq and is a predicted model, not a curated record. The transcript has 11 exons. Gene Ontology annotation, cellular component: striated muscle thin filament; myofibril. Gene Ontology annotation, biological process: pointed-end actin filament capping; myofibril assembly; muscle contraction.
CUGCCACAGCGCUGCGAGAGCCUGGCGGGAGGGGCCGCGGCGGCGGGUGGAGGAAGAAGAAGAAGAAGGGGCUGGGUCGGCACCCGCCCGCUCCGGACCCGCAGCGGCUCACGGGGGGGCUCCCCGAAACCGCCGUUGGUUUUCCGGAGCGGGAAGAUCUGAUUAAGACUUGGGUUUUGAAGUGUUGGAGCAACUUGCUACUGCCCAAGUCAUGACACUUCCAUUUCGAAAGGACUUGGACAAGUACAAAGAUCUUGAUGAGGAUGAAAUUCUUGGCAAGCUUUCAGAAGAAGAACUGAAACAACUGGAAACUGUUUUGGAUGAUCUUGACCCUGAGAAUGCACUUCUGCCUGCAGGCUUUCGACAGAAAGACCAGACUGCUAAAAAGGCUUCAGGUCCCUUCGACAGGGAACGACUCCUUGCAUAUUUAGAGAAGCAGGCUCUUGAGCACAAAGACAGGGAAGACUACGUGCCUUUUACAAGAGAGAAGAAAGGGAAAAUAUUUAUCCCCAAGCAAAAGCCGGUACAGUGUUACACAGAAGAAAAAUUCUCUCUUGAUCCAGAACUGGAGGAAGCCUUGACCAGUGCCACAGACACAGAGUUAGGUGACCUUGCAGCUAUACUGGGAAUGUCCAACUUGAUAACAAACAACCAGUUCUGUGAUGUAGUGGGAAGCAGUAACGGAGUUGACAAAGACAGCUUCUCAAAUAUUGUAAAAGCUGAAAAAAUGUUGCCUGUUUUUGAUGAACCGCCAAAUCCCACAAAUGUAGAGGAGACACUGCAAAGGAUUAAAGAUAAUGAUUCUCGUCUUGUUGAAGUUAAUCUGAAUAACAUUAAGAGCAUACCCAUUCCAAUGCUGAAAGAAUUUGCAAAAGCCUUAGAAACCAACACACAUGUGAAGAAUUUUAGCCUUGCAGCCACCCGAAGCAAUGAUCCUGUUGCUGUUGCUCUUGCAGAUAUGCUGAGAGUAAACACAAAAUUAAAAAGUUUAAACAUAGAAUCAAACUUCAUCACUGGAGUUGGAAUUUUGGCACUGGUCGAUGCACUGAAAGAUAAUGAAACAUUGACAGAGAUCAAAAUUGAUAAUCAGAGGCAGCAGCUUGGCACGGUUGCAGAAGUAGAAAUUGCCAAGAUGCUUGAAGAAAAUACCAUGAUCCUCAAAUUUGGAUACCAUUUCACACAACAGGGACCUCGAGCAAGGGCAGCCGCAGCUAUCACAAAAAAUAAUGAUUUGGUCUGGAGUAUGCGAGUAAAAGUUUCUGCAAAUACCUUUUCACCUCUCCAGCCUUGAAGCUACAGAGACAGUUCGCAAGAGAAGAGUUGAAGGAGACAAUUAGCUGAUCUUGUCAAAACUGUGUGGAGAUUUCAAGGGUUGUCAAGGCACACCCAUCACCGUGGGCUUUGGCAAUCUUGGACUGCAUUUACCUGGGUUAGAAGGGAAAAGACUGGAAACCCCAUUCCUUUUAAAGCAAAGCUAUAUCAAUAAUCUGCUGGUAUGCAUCACGUUUUUCAGAUUGAGACACAGUAACUGCACCAGACUCUGUACCAUAGUUUUUGAUUGGGUUUUUUUGUGUUUGUUUUUUAAGAACUUUUUUGUAUUUCAAGACUUCAGCUGUGCUUUCUACUAAAAAUAUAAUUACAAAUUAAAGGUAUAAUUGAACUCAAUGAAUGGGACAUUCAAGAUCAUUGGGCAGAUAAUGACCCAAAUGAAAUGUUUGUUAGAAAAUUGGGGGUGUGCUUAUUUACAUGGAGGGGGUGUGUAUAUUCUUGAAAACAAUGCAUUAGUGAUAAGGGAUUCUUCACACAACAGUUGGACUCAUUGUGUAGAGCUGUUCAGCCUUGUUCAUAUGCACUGAAGAGAAAUCAUUCACAGCUAUCUUAUUUGUAAUUCUACUUCUAAAAUUUUUUUAUUAGUUCUUGAUACUGUGAUUAAGUUUAAAGACAUCCCUUUAAACCAAACAGAAAUGAAUUGGCUAAGGACAUUUCCCAAAAAAUUUGAGGAACUAAGAAAAAAGUGGAAGCUUUGCAAAAAAAAAAAAAAAAAAAAAAAAAAAAAAACCAAAAAACCACCAAAACCUUGCAAAAUGACAGUUUUACUAUUUCACCUAAAUACUUAAAGUCUUUUUCAAAAGGUCACAAAACUGUAUCUUGCUCUGUAUCUAAACUGGAUAUGUUUUUAGGCUGAUUUCAUGUGUUCAUCAGCGUUAUUUAGUUCAUAUUGUUUGUUAAAAUCCGUAUCUACAUUCAUAAGUAUCAUAUUUCACUAAAGUAGUGGACACACGUUUUUUAAAUUCUGCAUAAUUCUGUACAGGAGAAGCAGCCUUAACUGUCAAACCACUAUCCUAAGUUGCUGGCAAAUGGAAAAAUCCUUUUUUUCAAGCUGUUGCAUUAAGCUAGUAGUAUUUCAUAUAAAUCUCUCAUUUUUUAAUAAAGCAAUGAAGGAACACUUUUAAAAAAGGAUUUUUCUUUUCUACUUAUGUCUUGAUGUUGAAACACUACAUAAGACAUGCAGAAAUUAACCAACAUGUAGUGUCAAAUCUGUAUGGUGUAGUAAUUAUUAAAAUAUUUAAAGUUCUCUAUCUAAGCAAACUAAUGGGCCAGCAAGAAUCACUUUAACUUUUGUACAUAAUCACAGUAGACUUCUUUGAAAUAAUAUGAGAAUCUAGAGGCUUUUUGGUGUAGAUCUGUUUGGACUGUACUGUACUAGUUUGCUCAGUGUUGUCAUGAGAUCAUAAGCUCACAAAAAUGUUCUAAAGGACUGCUUGGCUAUAUUUAUAGCAACAGAGAAUUCAACUGACAACUGUUUUCAUUAAAGGAUCAUAAUAUGGUGAGCAUUUUAUAUAUAGAAAAUGUAUUGUACUGAGUUUUUUGCAUCAGAUUGUAUAUACUAUAAAAAUUUAACAGAGCAACUCUGACACUGUGCCCAUGUUGUAAUUUGCUGCAAAUCUUGUUUUAGAUCUUUAAAGACGGACUUUAUUCCAGAUGUGACUUUGAAGUUUACUGCAACUGUACAGAGAAUUUUAAACUAUAGUGCCUUCAAUGAGGAUGUAUAUAGCUGGUUUAUGCUUGUGCAAGAACAUUUUUUUUUCCUAUUUCAAAAUCAGCCUUUUAUUAUAAUUACAAAUAAAUGUGUGCUCUGAAAAGCAAGUUGGAAUGAAUUGUGUUAAAACCAAAGACUAUACAUACUGUAACUCUGGAACAACAAGAGGUGAGCUGACUAGAAACAAAAAGGGCUUCUUUUGGAUUUGGCUUUUGUAAAUUUUCAGUAACUUUUUAGAUUUUGACAUUUAAAUUCUUACAUAGUAUGCAUAAAGUCACAAAUUAAGUGUCUUUUUACAGACAGUGCUGUAUAAACAUGGCCAAAGCAUGUCAUGUGCUGAGUUGCCUAAAGCUGUACUUCACUUUUUAUUUGCUAGGCACUGUAAUCAUUUUGUGUCAAAAAACAGGCUGUAAUGUUUUCCUUCAUUUGUUGAAGGGCUGCAUGUUCAUGGAAUCUGUUCACAUAUUGUGAUUCUGUGAUGAUUUAUUUUAUCAUUAUCUGACAAGAAUAGGCAGUUAUCUCCUAUUUGAAGAUGCAGGAGAAAAAUUACAAGUUGGAUUAUGGAAAUGAUAGCCAUCCUCUCCUUUAUUAAAUCAAGUUUAGCUGCUUAAUGAUUUAUAUUCCAAUCAAAGGCAAGGGUUUUGAAGCUGCACCUCUGAGGUGUCGUGUCACAAACGAUAGUAGUGGACCUUAACUUGUUUAGCUCUGUAGACUGCAGCUAAUUAUUUGACUGCUUAUUGGCAUUUUCAGGACAGGUAUCUGACAGGCUGGACAUAGAAAACUAGUUGGUUUUUUUUUUUUUUUUUUCAACCAGAAGAGUUUGGCCCUCCAAACUGUUAAGACAUUUGCCAUGGUGCACGGAACAGUUACAACAAUCACUUUUGUGCCUACACUGUAUAUCAUUUUUUUUGAAUAAAUGAAGGAAUUCAGUCUGUAGCCAGGAAUUGUGAACAGUCUCAACAAGCACAGUGAACACUGAUGUAAUGCUAUCAAGUGUAGUGAGAUCUUGUGUGUGACUUUGGUAAUUUUGAGUGCAAAAGUGGCAUUACUCUCCUAACCAGCUACCGUAAACACAAGGUCUCUUUUCCAAAAGAGGUGAUACUUUUCUUGAUUAUUUCUCAGGCUUACUGUAGAAGUCAAAUGACCACAUAUGUUGAUUCUGUUGGUUCCAUGGAAACAUAGCCUAUGUUCCAAAGCAAUUACCCAUUUACUGUUGUAUUUUAAAGAAAUAGCCUCAUUUGCUAUACAGCUUGAGUAAUACUGUAAGCUACAAACAAGCAAGUGUUCAAUUUAAAUUUCCAUUGAGGAAACAUGAACGGAGUGUUUUUGCAUAUCAGCACUGUAUGGUGUCAGAUUGUAAACCAGUAAAAGUUUUGGAUGAUUAAAGUACUGUAUUCUUGUGG